This is a messenger RNA of Pleurotus ostreatus (oyster mushroom), 1797 nucleotides long. RefSeq lists its product as uncharacterized. The transcript is spliced from 8 exons. Lineage: Eukaryota; Fungi; Basidiomycota; Agaricomycetes; Agaricales; Pleurotaceae. Bases 1 to 1797 code for a protein of 598 amino acids. The record is from RefSeq and is a predicted model, not a curated record.
AUGUGGCGCCAGUUUGGAUCUCGCACGGUAAAGGGCCAGCACGGCCAGCACGGCCAACCAGGCCCUUGCGAGUUGGCUGCGAAAAAGGAUGAAGCCUGUAGUCGCGGUGGUGACCUGCGUCCUUUCCUAUCAAAUGACCUACACAUCCCGCCGCAGUCGCAUCUAGGCAACGACACCUUUAGUUGGUGUCGCUGUUCGCCCAUUGCAUAUAGCCUCGCUGUUGCUUGUGCCAGGUGUCAAUCUAAGGAAGCGCCAAAAUGGGACACCUGGACAACCGGUUGCAAGAAACCAUUGGACAUACGGUUGCACCCAGCUGUUGGAAACCUACUGAAAAUCCCUGUCGAAGCCUUCGCCGACGUUAGUCGCAUCGGCCACACUCCCCUCUCAGGCAUAUUUUGCGGACACGGCCAAGGUUCAUCAGCAUCAUCGGCGGGCUCCACUUCAUCGUCCUCUUCCUUGACGACCUCUGCCCCGCAUCAUUCUUCAACUGACAUUUCUGUCAGUUCCACGCUCACGUCGUCCCCAACCUUAUCUACCGAUACAUUCUCUAGCGCAAACAUUUCAUCAACUGAUGCCACUUCCAUUUCAGCCACCACAAGCCUCAAUGCCACGACCUCUACUCUGCUCUCCUCGACUCCGUCGACCCGUUCCAGGACAUCGACUGCGCACAAUGCACCGACGUCAUCGCAGAACAGAGGGCCAACGGGAUCAAGACCACCAACCACUUCCAGUGUUGCCCCCACUGCAACAGUUACGACGACGCCUCAAUCGGAUGCCGAUGGAGCCCUUGCUGUGUCGCCAACCCACAGCUCUAAAUCUUCAGCCCGUCAACAGGUCGUUGUGGUUGUGUCGAGUUCCUCGGCGACAUGGUGGACGGUUACUUCAUCAUCGACCAACACGAUCGCUCCGUCGUCAGCCCCUAAGACCUCGACCUCAUCAUUCAGUCGCAGCCACAUCCCAACAUCAUCACCGACACCAUCCCAACCGAAUAACGGUCCAUCUAUACCAACAAUCGGGCAUGCUUCUCCGACCAGCCUGGACCGAACAUCUACACCUACGCCCACGCCUUCUUCGUCCAGCACUGUCCUCCAGUCUACCGACGAUACCAUCAAAACGCAGUGGAAGAUAGCUGGGUCAGUUCUUGGCGUCGUAUUCGCUGGGUCCAUAAUUGCAGCUGUGGUGUUACUAUUUCGGUUCAGGCGCCGGAGGCGGCAGUUCGCUCCUUCUGCACAGUAUGCGCGUAUGUAUAUGUACAAUUCGUCGGGUGAGGGUGGGGGCUAUGGGAGCCUCGAAGGCGGCGGUUUGCCAGGAGGAAGGGGCGGGACGGCCGAGUUGAAGAGCCCGAGGGAGAUGAUGGUGGUACAGAAGGACCUAGACCGGGAGCGUCUACUGGGUGGAAGGGGUGGGACGCCACUGGCGAGUCAGGUUGAUUUGGCUGGCGAACAUAAGGCUUUGAAGGGUGGUGGAGAGGGAAGCCUCAAAGGAGGGCCAGUUGGUGAGGCCUUCACAACGUCGAGGAACGUCACAGCGGCUUCUUUACCUCCAAGGCUGUCCAUCCCAGACAGCUACUACAAUCCCGACUCGGAACCGUGCUCACCCGCGGCAGAGUCCUCCAUAAAUAUGUACUUGUCACCUACAAGCACUGGCGACGAGCACCACACCGAUUCCAACCACUCGUCGUCUUCGCCUCCUUCCGCGGGGUCCUCCAUUCAUCGGCGUCGCCACAGCUCCAUUUUUGGAGGAGCACUUCGUCCAUUGCCAUUGCCUAGUGUACCCGAGACGUCUUCCCGCGCAUGA